AGCAGCGGCUUCAGUUCCCAGCCUCAGAGGAGAGAAGGCGAGAAGAGAGUCUCGAGGGCGCAGGGAUGGCUCCGGCGCGCAGCUCUGCGAAGGCGCCUCUUUGGCGAGUGGUCUUCCUUUGGGCGGGGGUCUUGCUCCUGGCUUGCUCAGAAUGCCGGUCUGAAGUCCGAGUGUCUGUCCCGGUGGUCAUUGAAGCUCUUUUGGGCCGAGACGUGUCCAUGUUGUGCAGCCACACCGGGAGCGACGGGGACGGCUCAGUCUUGGUGGAGUGGUUCAUUACGGACAGAACCGGGACGCAGCAGCGCAUAGCGUACGACGAGCGUGGGAAGCAAGGGGUGGACGUUGGGACGGAGUACAAGGACCGGGUCUCCAUGGACGCCGAGCACAGCCUGGUCAUCCGGGCGGCCGAGGUGGGCGACGAGAGGGAGUUCCUCUGCCAGGUGACCACCUCUUCAGGAACUGACGUGGGAGUGACCCAGCUCAAGGUCUUCGAUUCGCCCGAACCUCCGGAGCUCCAGAAGAACACGGCGACCCUUUCCGUGACCGAAGAAUUUGCGUCAGAGAUUGCUACUUGCACCAGCAAAAAUGCCCACCCGGUGCCAACCAUCAGCUGGUAUAAGGAUGGACGCCUCCUGAAUCCCUCUACAGAACACAACAAAGUGUUGUAUGUGGUUUCGCGGACGGUGAAGGAAACCUCGGGCCUCUUCUCCGUCUCCAGCACUCUGUACAUGCACCUGAAGAAGGAGGACAAGGAGUCCGCUUUCCGGUGCAAAGUCAACUAUUCCAUGCCGCAAGGGAAGAGCGGCAGCGCCGAGACGGAGCCCUUCCAGGUCACGCUGCACUACUACACCGAGAACGUCCAGUUCUCUUUGGCUUCUCCGGAGCUGAUCAAGGAAGGCGACGACGUGGAGUUCCACUGCCAGGCUGAUGGCUCUCCGCCGCCCGAGUAUUUCUUCUUCAGAGUGCAGACGUCCGAAAAGGGAGAAGUCCAGCGCGACAUGGGCUCCAACCCAGACGGUGUCCUCCGCCUCCGUCGUGUCACCAAAGCCGACAGCGGGACGUACCGGUGCCAAGUGCUGGACUUCGACAGCCCGCCCGAAGUGGACCUGGAGAAGGAGGCCGACAUCUUCGUCCACUACCUGGACGCAGUUGUUGUGACUCCAAGCAAGAUGGCGGUGGCUAACGUGAGCGGAAACGUAGAAUUGACUUGCUCCGGAAGCGGAUCCAGGACGCCCGAAUUGUCCUGGAAGAAGGGGGAGGAAGAGGUCGGGAAAGGUGCCACUUUGACCCUGGAUUCACUGACCUACCAAAUGGCAGGGACCUACUCCUGCAAGGCUGCCAUCUCCAGCAUUCCCGGUUUGGUAAAAGAACAAACUGUCCAGGUCGUGGUGGAAGGGAAACCAGAGAUGGAGCAACACCAAUCGGUCUCCCAUUACCAAACCAUUGGACAAGUAGUAGAGCUGACCUGUUCCGUUUUGGGCCAUCCCGAACCCGAGAUCCGGUGGAGUGUCACUGGAGAGGAACUCUCUGCAAACACCUUGUCGGUGGAAGUGACACCUGAACUGGUUCAGAGCGGUGUUUCCUGCUGGGCCCAGAACAAGCACGGUUCGGACAAGCAGACCUUCCAGUUUGAGAAGGUUUCCCCAACACAACCAUCAUCCCCGGGACCGGCAGUGGACGGCGAGGAGGGCCAAGGCGGCAGCACGGUGGCGGUCAUUGCGGUCUGCGUCUGCGUCCUGCUCUUGCUGCUCAUCGUCGGCUUCUUCUACUUCAUGCAGCGGCGAGGGCAGCUUCCUUGCGGCAGCGGAGAGAAGAGGUCCUUGUGAGUGCCGUGAAACCCCCAGCCCCCCACCU
Molecule: messenger RNA, 1854 nt
Organism: Anolis sagrei ordinatus
Lineage: Eukaryota; Metazoa; Chordata; Lepidosauria; Squamata; Anolidae
Source: RefSeq, a predicted model, not a curated record